CAGCUUCUCCUAUUCGUAAAGAUCACGCUUGAUGCGCACAAAGCCGCGAUCGCCUCGUAAAGUUGGUUUACGUUGAAAGUAGCUAUCGGCAAAAGGAGUGUGUCGUUUUUCCGCUAUUCCCUCAGCGAAUACAUAAUUCAGAUAACGAUGAUUGAUCUUGUCAUAAUUACAAUUUUCCUAAUAUUUGUGUUCUGCAUUUACGGUUGCAUCAAAUGUUGCUGUUGCAAGAAUGAUCGUGCGGUGAUAGUGACACACACAACAAUAAACAACCCCGAAAAGCCUCGCGAUCAACCGCAAUCUACAACUAUUGUACCGCCACCCGGUGCUUUCAUUCUUCGUCAUCCGACUGGCACUGUGACGUACCCGGUAUACCCAACUCCGUACAUGAUGCAACAGCCACACGAGCAGAACAUGCAGCAGCAGCAGCAGUUCUCGGAUCCAAAGUCGUCGAUGCCACCACCGCAAGCGAACACUCUCCAAUUUCCGGAACUUCCUCCGCAAAUGUACUAUCCGGUUCCGCCCAAUGGUUCUGCAGCGAUGAUGAAUCCACCCAGCUACAACCAAGUGGUGGGUGACACUAAACCAGUACAGGCUCCUUAAAAGGGUUAAACGACAAUGGCCAUACAUACAUAAUCUUAAUGUUAAGGAACAAACGAUGAAACACAAAACAGCGGAAACGCUUUAGGAAAGGAAUGUUUCCUAGUGCCAUCGUAGGCAAGCGUUAGUCGCAUUUGUUACCGCAUCUAUUAGACUGUAUCGCGUAAGUUUAUGUACCAUGUCAAGUCAGUGGUCUAAUGGUGUGGCAAUAUGAGAAAAAUGUACUGAAUUCGUCUAGCAACAAGUGCCCAAGCCGAUCAACUCGUUCGUCGAAAAUCGAGAGUAAUGGGACGCCGUUUAGGGCCGUGGAAACGCCCAUCCUAUACGAUUUUAUAGGAUGCAGCUGUCAAACGCUAUUUCGGUUUAUAUUGCGAUUAUUUGGAUAAUUUUCAUAGUCUAAUCAUUCAUUCUAAAAAAACAAUUUCGUUUGAUAAAAUCGCAUCGGACCAUCUUGCCAACAUCUUUAUCCACACAAGCCACUACAUUAGACCAUUGACAAAUUUUUUGCUCCCAGUAUUUGUCCCUUUAGAUGUUAUUGCAUCGUACUUAUGGAGUAGAAUACUCUUGUAUUUUCUUAUCGAUUUUCGAAUUCCUACAUAUAUUCAACUUUACCGGACUUAACCGAGUUCUAAAUAUAUAUUUUUUUUGCAUUACCUCAUA
Anopheles arabiensis is the source of this 1257-nucleotide messenger RNA. RefSeq lists its product as uncharacterized. The transcript has 2 exons. Bases 148 to 600 code for a protein of 150 amino acids. The record is from RefSeq and is a predicted model, not a curated record. NCBI's taxonomy places the organism in Eukaryota, Metazoa, Arthropoda, Insecta, Diptera, Culicidae.